AUGUAAGGCUUUCCCACGGAAGCUGAAAGUAUAUAACUUAGAACUUGUACUUGUAAGGCAUAGGCCAUAACCAUCUUCUACAAUGAAAAUUAAUCCAGUCCAAUUACUUCUGGUGAUACCACUAUACUGGUUUUGCCUCCAUAAUCACAUAGUUGGUGUUUCUGGUCUUUGUCUUAAUGAUCAGAAGUCUUUACUACUCCUGCUUAAGAACAAUUUCACGUCAGAAAGUAGCAGCAAGCUGAAUUUGUGGGAUCCCAGUGAUGAUUGUUGUGCAUGGAUGGGGGUAACAUGUGACAAGGAGGGACAUGUUACUGGACUUGAUCUUAGUGGAGAAUUCAUCAGAGGUAGACUUGACAAUUCAAGCAGUCUUUUCAAUCUUCAACAUCUCAUGAAUCUGAAUUUGGCUACUAAUUAUUUCAAUUCUACCAUUCCAUCUGGAUUCAACAAGUUGAAGAAUUUAACUUACCUGGAUUUGUCAUAUAAUAGCUUUGCGGGUGAGAUUCCAACAGAGAUUUCUCAACUCACAAGGUUGGUUGCUCUUGAUUUAUCUUCUUAUCAUGAUUCCAGUGUUAGUGUGAAUCUUGAGACACAAAAUCUACAAAAGCUUGUCCAAAACCUCACCAGUUUGCGAAAACUCUAUUUGGAUGGUGUAAAGCUAAAAGCUCGUGCACAGGAAUGGUGCAAUGCUUUGUUGCCGCUGCGUGACCUGCAAGAACUAAGCAUGGUGAAUUGCAAUCUCAGAGGACCCAUUGAAGCUUCCUUGUCUGAACUUGAGAAUCUAUCUGUCAUUACUCUUGAUGAAAGCAAUUUUUCAUCCCCGGUGCCGGAGACAUUUGCCAAUUUUAAGAAUCUGACUACCCUCAGUCUUAGAGAUUCCAACUUGAAUGGAAGAUUUCCACCGAAGGUCUUCCAGAUUGCAACAUUGACAACUAUUGACAUAUCAAGCAAUGCCAAUCUCCAUGGUUUCUUUCCAGACUUCCCCCUGAGGGGAUCUCUCCAGAAUAUAAGAGUGAGUUACACAAACUUCUCUGGAACACUACCACACUCUAUUGGUAACAUGAGGCACUUAACUACAUUAGAUCUUACUGAUUGUCAAUUUAAUGGAACACUUCCCAAUUCACUGUCAAACCUUACUGAACUCACUCACCUGGAUUUGUCAUAUAACAACUUCACAGGUCUGUUGCCAUCAUUUGGUAUGGCAAAAAAUCUUAGCGUCUUAGACCUUUCUUAUAAUGGCUUAAGCGGUGCAAUUUCAUCUUCUCACGUUGAAGCACUGCACAGUCUUGUUCGCAUUGACUUGAGUCAUAAUUCUAUUACUGGGAGCAUUCCGUCAUCUCUUUUUAAGCUCCCAUUCCUAGAGGAAAUUUAUCUAAACGACAACCAGUUUAGUCAGAUUGGUGAAUUCACAAAUGUGUCUUCCUCUGUUUUGAGUGACCUUGAUUUUAGUAACAAUAAUAUAAUAGGGAAUUUUCCAGAUUUUAUCUUCCAUCUCAGUGCCCUAGCCGUCCUCCGCCUUUCCUCUAACAAGUUCCAUGGACCAUUGCAGCUAAAUAAGCUCAGAAAUUUAAUUGAACUGGACAUUUCAUACAACAACUUGUCAGUCAAUGCGAAUAUGACCUCUCCUUUUCCCAACCUUAGCAAUUUAUAUAUGGCAUCCUGCAACUUGAAAACCUUCCCUGAUUUCUUGAGAAAUCAAUCCACAUUAUUCUCUCUAGACCUUUCCAAGAACCAGAUUCAAGGAAUAGUGCCCAACUGGCUUUGGGAACUAAAUCUUAAUGACCUUAAUAUUUCAAGCAAUAUGCUGACUGAUUUGGAAGGACCUAUUGAAAAGCUGAACAAUGUUUCUUCCUUAUCAUACCUUGACCUUCAUAACAACCAACUACAGGGGCCAAUACCUAUUUUUCCUGUAAAUGUUGUCUAUUUGGAUUACUCGAGGAACAGAUUUAGCUCUGUUAUCCCACAAGAUAUUGGUGAUUAUAUGUCCUCAGCGUUUUUUCUCUCUCUUUCAGACAAUAAAUUCCAUGGCAAAAUCCCUGAUUCCCUCUGCAGUGCUACAAAUCUUGUAGUGCUUGAUCUUUCAAUUAAUAACAUGUAUGGAACAAUUCCCUCAUGUUUAAUGACAAUAACUGACACCCUUGAGGUAAUAAAUCUGAGGGACAACAACCUGACAGGCACUAUUCCAGAUGUGUUUCCAGUUUCUUGUGCUGUAAGCACGCUGAAUCUCCAUGGAAAUCACUUGCAUGGGCCAAUUCCAAAGACCCUUGCCCGCUGCUCCAAAUUAGAGGUAUUGGACCUAGGAAAAAAUCAGAUUAGUGGUGGCUUCCCAUGCUUUUUGGAAAACAUAUCCACACUCCGUGUCCUAGUUUUGCGAAACAACAAAUUUCAAGGUUCCUUAGGAUGUGGACAAGACAAUAAGCCUUGGAAAAUGGUUCAAAUUGUGGAUAUUGCUUUUAACAACUUUAGUGGCAAGCUGAAUGGAAAAUAUUUCACAAAUUGGGAAACAAUGAUGCAUGAUGAAGGUCGACCUGUAUCAGACUUUAUCCACACGAAACUUACACCAGCCGUAUAUUAUCAGGAUAGCGUGACAGUUAUCAACAAAGGUCAACAGAUGGAGUAUGUUAAAAUUCUGACAGUCUUCACAUCCAUUGAUUUCUCAUCUAACCAUUUUGAAGGACCAAUACCAGAGGAGCUUAUGGAUUUUAAAGCACUCCUUGCUCUCAACCUUUCAAACAAUGCUCUCUCUGGUGAGAUCCCGUCAUCCAUAGGGAACCUGAAACAACUGGAGUCCUUGGACCUCUCACAGAACUCAUUGCAUGGAGAAAUUCCUGUGGAGCUUGCAAGUCUGACAUUUCUUUCUUAUCUGAAUCUCUCCUUCAAUCAUCUGGUGGGGAAGAUUCCAACAGGUACCCAGCUUCAAUCAUUUCAAGCUUCUUCCUUUGAAGGUAAUGAUGGACUACAUGGACUUCCAUUGGCUGAAAAACAAGAUGGUAAAAAGCAAGGGUUGCUGCAACAGCCAGCAUGUAAAAGGCUAGCUUGUACAGUUGAUUGGAACUUUUUAAGUGCAGAGUUGGGAUUUUCUUCUGGCAUCGGAAUUGUCAUUGUCCCCCUCUUGUUUUGGAAGAAAUGGAGGAUAUUGUAUUGGAAACUUAUGGACCAAAUUCUUUGUUGGAUCUUCCCUCGACUGUAUAUUGACUAUGUAACCCAGAGAGGACACACGCACACUGUUUUAAGGUGGUGGUGGCGCUAGUGUUCAGUGAGGGUGCUGAUAAGUUGUGAUGUGAUCUGAAAUCAUUUCGUAACUCUAUUUGAGUGGUGAUAUGAUAUGUACUAGAGCUUUGAAGAGACAUUUUUCAUGGUCUAAACAAAAAAAUGUCAUAACUCUAUAUGAGUGGUGAUAUGAUAUGAUGAUAUCUUCACAAGGACAGGUAAAGCAUGCAAUCAAAAUAUGUUGAAAAAAGCUAAAUUGUAAGAUUAAGUGAUAUGCAUGCACAAAGUAAAUUAUUGUGGGAUAAAGUAAAUUGUAAUAACGUGUGUUCAACUUCAAACAGUUAUUGGUUAAAACAUUUCUGGGAAUAUCCACAUUUGUUGAGGUAAUUAAUCUGAUUAAGACCUUGUUUUCUUC
Molecule: messenger RNA, 3622 nt
Organism: Lotus japonicus
Lineage: Eukaryota; Viridiplantae; Streptophyta; Magnoliopsida; Fabales; Fabaceae
Product: receptor-like protein 7
Exons: 1
Coding region: 83-3247 (1054 amino acids)
Molecular function (GO): protein binding
Source: RefSeq, a predicted model, not a curated record